Messenger RNA from Juglans regia (Persian walnut), 1571 nucleotides. RefSeq names its product short-chain dehydrogenase TIC 32 A, chloroplastic-like. The coding region runs from base 364 to 1374 and encodes 336 amino acids. The transcript is spliced from 8 exons. The record is from RefSeq and is a predicted model, not a curated record. Lineage: Eukaryota; Viridiplantae; Streptophyta; Magnoliopsida; Fagales; Juglandaceae.
CCAAUCAAUCCCUGACAAAUUUAUGUGAUGGUGAUCCUCUCUCUCUCUCUCACUCACGGAUUCUCCACCCAGCUAUGCAUCAUAAAAUCCCACAAAAAGAUUCCUUCCUUCGUUUGUCCCUGCAACCUCUCUCUUCCUCUCUAGAUUGAUCGCAGACGCACGGAUACAGAGUAACAGAGUAAAUGCAGAGCGGCGUAGGCUGCAGAAGAAGCCUGGCAUAGCACAUACUUCAGACUGCAAAAUAAGCCCAACACGUACUGGGUUUUUGUGACAGUCCCAACGCCUUUGUCCCCACACACCAGGAUCCUUGGUCAACGACGAGCGUCCACCAAACUCUUAACUAGGAAACUUGGGGAAAGAAAAAUGCUUGACACCGUGAAAUACCUCAUAGGUUCCGUCGGAGCGAGCGGCUACGGCUCCAAGUCCACCGCCGAGCAAGUCACUAAGAGCAGCUCCGAUCUGCGCUCCGUCACGGCCAUUAUCACAGGCGCUACGUCAGGGAUCGGUGCCGAGACGGCUCGUGCUCUGGCCAAGGGAGGGGCGAGGCUGGUCCUCCCGGCUCGAAACCUCAAGGCUGCUGAGGAAGCCAAGGCUCGUAUUGUGUCGGAGUGUCCCGAGUCGGAGAUUGUUGUCAUGCCGCUCGAUCUUAGCUCUCUUGGUUCUGUCCGAAACUUCGUCUCCGAGUUCGAGUCCCUCGAUUUGCCUCUGAAUCUCCUCAUAAACAACGCCGGCAAGUUUGCUCACGAGCAUGCAAUUUCUGAAGACGGAAUCGAAAUGACUUUUGCCACUAAUUAUUUAGGUCAUUUUCUGUUGACGAAGCUGUUGCUGAACAGAAUGAUUGAGACGGCGAAAAACACCGGCGUUCAAGGCCGGAUAGUGAACGUGUCCUCGGGCAUUCACGGCUGGUUUUCCGGUGACAUGAUCGGAUAUCUUGGUCUGAUAACACGAAACAAGAGCCAUUACGACGCGACACGUGCUUACGCGCUCUCGAAGCUCGCCAACGUUUUGCACACCAAGGAACUUGCUCGGAGACUGAAGCAAAUGGAGGCCAACGUGACUGCGAAUUGUGUUCAUCCGGGAAUAGUGAGAACCGGACUCACUAGAGAACGCGAAGGCCUAGUCACAGAUUUGGCUUUCUUCUUCGCUUCCAAGCUCUUGAAGACAAUUCCUCAGGCUGCUGCUACGACUUGUUACGUGGCGACUCAUCCGAGACUUUUGAAUGUGUCCGGGAAGUACUUUGCCGACUGCAAUGAAGCUUCAACAUCGAAACUGGGAUACAACUCAGCCGAAGCGGCACGGCUAUGGUCUGCUUCCGAGAUCAUGGUUUCUAAAGACCCUAAAUUAGUUUUUGAUCCACUCAACGCCCUAGUUUAAAAGCAUAUAUAAUAUAUAUAUAUAAGAGUAGAGCAAAGAUAAGUAAGGAAAAAGAGAGAGAGAGAGAGACAGAGACAGAGAAAGGAAAAUACACACUAGAAUCUAGAUCAAGAAAUAUAUGUUGUAGACAGCUGUGUAAGGUAUAGAUAAUUAGACACGAUCUUUCAUUUGUAUGUAUAAAGAUAUAUAUGUAUAUA